AUGAAGUACGCCGUCAUCGCCGCCAUGGGCAUCGCAGGCUCCGCCAUCGCCGCACCCGUCCAGCCACAAGGCGAGCAAGGCCAAGGUAACGGCCAGGAUAACGGUCAGGGCGGUCCAGGCUAUGGAAACCCCGAUCCUACCAGCACUGUGCCUGCUUGGGAAACCACUACACCUGCCUGGGAGACUACUACGCCUGCGUGGGAAACCCCGACGGGCACCCCUAGCUGGCCCACUUCUAUGCCAUGGGGAACCCCCGGACCCUCUGGCUAUCCUGGCGGCGGCGGUGGUGGCUGGCCUACUGGAUGGCCGACUGGAUGGCCGGGAUGGCCUACUCCGGGCUGGCCUACUCCUGGCUGGCCUAGGCCUACUUCCUCUGUCUCUAUCCCGCCGGCCGCGACGUCCAACCCGGCCCUUCCCAUCUGUCCUGAUGUAAAUCGCCUCCCGAAUGCGGAUCUGGCGCCCAUCGAGUGCAUCAAUCUGCCGAACGAGCCGGAAGCCAACCCGGGUGGUCCCAUUGAGCCUUUGGAUGGAAACACUGGCCCGAAGCGCCGCUCAAUCCUUGACUGGUUCAAGGGUAACAAUGAGGACAACGAGGACAACAAGGAUAACUAA
Penicillium riverlandense is the source of this 612-nucleotide messenger RNA. RefSeq lists its product as uncharacterized. Lineage: Eukaryota; Fungi; Ascomycota; Eurotiomycetes; Eurotiales; Aspergillaceae. The transcript has a single exon. Bases 1 to 612 code for a protein of 203 amino acids. The record is from RefSeq and is a predicted model, not a curated record.